Molecule: messenger RNA, 385 nt
Organism: Salvia hispanica
Lineage: Eukaryota; Viridiplantae; Streptophyta; Magnoliopsida; Lamiales; Lamiaceae
Source: RefSeq, a predicted model, not a curated record
UAGCCACCUCUAACCUUUUUUCUGAAGCUAUGGCGAAGAUUUCGAGCAGCCUUUUAUCGAUGAGCCGGAGGGCAUAUUCCGUGGCAGCCGAGAACGUCAAAGUCCGUUCGACUGCACCGCCCAUCAUAAAGGCCGCAGCCGAAGCUGCCGAUGCGAAAGUAGCAGCAUUCUGGAUGAGAGACCCCAUCACAGGAAACUGGAUUCCUGAGAAUCACUUUGGAGAAGUUGAUGUUGCCGACCUCAGAUCCAAACUCUUGUCCAAGAAGCCAACUUCUUCAUCACCUUCCAACUAAAUAUUUCUCUAUUUAUUAAUAUAGAUGAAUCUCAUUUUUCUGUCAAGAAUCAAGACUACAUUAAAGCUGCAAUUAUCAUUUCUGUAACUCUA